Messenger RNA from Hypomesus transpacificus, 4140 nucleotides. It is a transcript of the gene aars1, whose product is annotated as alanyl-tRNA synthetase 1. Gene Ontology annotation, biological process: tRNA modification; alanyl-tRNA aminoacylation. Gene Ontology annotation, cellular component: mitochondrion; cytoplasm. Lineage: Eukaryota; Metazoa; Chordata; Actinopteri; Osmeriformes; Osmeridae. The record is from RefSeq and is a predicted model, not a curated record. Bases 99 to 2999 code for a protein of 966 amino acids. The transcript is spliced from 21 exons. Gene Ontology annotation, molecular function: ATP binding; alanine-tRNA ligase activity; amino acid binding.
UUCAUGUUGUUCCCCUUUGAUUGCAGCAGCGUGGGGAGGCUGACAGUGUGAUCAGUGACAUAGUAAUAUCAGAAGAAUUGCGACUUCUCUUUGCCAGGAUGGACUCUUCCCUGACUGCUUCUCAGAUCCGUGAGAAGUUCAUCAACUUCUUCCGUCGCCAUGAGCACCAGUACGUCCACUCGUCUGCCACCAUCCCUCUGGAUGACCCCACUCUGCUGUUUGCCAACGCCGGCAUGAACCAGUUCAAGCCCAUCUUCCUGAACACCAUAGACCCCUCCCACCCUAUGGCUCGGCUGCGUCGGGCAGCAAACACUCAGAAAUGCAUCCGCGCCGGGGGCAAGCACAACGACCUGGACGACGUAGGGAAGGACGUCUACCACCACACCUUCUUUGAGAUGCUGGGUUCCUGGUCCUUUGGGGACUAUUUCAAGAAACUGGCCUGUACGAUGGCCCUGGAGCUGCUGACUCAGGAGCUUGGCAUCCCCAUUGAGCGUCUGUACGUUACCUACUUUGGAGGCCACCCUGAUGCAGGCCUGGAGCCUGACCUGGAGUGCAAACAAAUCUGGGUGGACUUGGGGAUGGACGAGGCUCGUAUCCUGCCAGGCAGCAUGAAGGAUAACUUCUGGGAGAUGGGGGACACUGGUCCCUGCGGCCCCUGCAGUGAGAUCCACUUUGACCGGAUCGGGGGCCGCGACGCCUCCCACCUCGUCAAUAUGGAUGACCCCAAUGUCCUUGAGAUCUGGAACCUGGUCUUUAUCCAGUUCAACAGGGAGUCAGAGACAGAGCUGAAGCCUCUUCCUAAGAAGAGCAUUGACACAGGCAUGGGUCUGGAACGCCUGGUGUCGGUGCUGCAGAACAAGAUGUCCAACUACGACACUGACCUCUUCGUCCCGUACUUCCAGGCCAUCCAGAAGGGAACAGGCGCCAGGGCUUACACGGGGAAAGUUGGCGCCGAGGACACGGACGGCAUCGACAUGGCCUACCGCGUCCUGGCCGACCACGCGCGCACCAUCACCAUCGCCCUGUCAGACGGAGGGCGACCCGACAACACGGGAAGAGGAUACGUGUUGCGUAGGAUCCUGCGCCGAGCCGUCAGGUACUCCCAUGAGAAGCUAGGGGCUCAGAGGGGCUUCUUUGCCUCCCUGGUGGACGUGGUGGUGGAGUCCCUGGGCGACGCGUUCCCCGAGCUGAAGAAGGACCCCGACAUGGUGAAGGACAUCGUCAACGAAGAGGAGGCGCAGUUCCUCAAGACUCUCAGCAGGGGGCGCCGCAUCCUGGACAGGAAGAUCCAGAGCCUGGGGGACAGCAACACCAUCCCAGGGGACACGGCCUGGCUGCUGUACGACACCUACGGGUUCCCCCUGGACCUGACGGCCCUCAUCGCUGAGGAGAGGGGCAUGGGGGUGGACGUCAAGGCCUUCGAGGAGGAGAAGAAGGCGGCGCAGGUGAAAUCCCAGGGUAAGGGGUCGGGCGAUGCAGACCACCUCAUGUUGGACAUCUACGCUAUCGAGGACCUGAGGAACAAGGGCAUCGCUGCCACAGAUGAUGCCCCCAAGUACAGCUACAGUGCAGACGACUCUGGCAGCUACGCGUUCGAGCAGACCGUGGGCACGGUGCUGGCCCUGAGGCGGGAGCGGGCCUUCUGCCACGAGGCGUGCACCGGCCAGGAGUGCGGCGUGCUGCUGGAUCGCACGUCCUUCUACGCCGAGCAGGGAGGACAGAGCUUCGACGAGGGCUACAUGCUGAGGGAGAACGACUCCGCCGACGACAGGAUGGAGUUCACUGUGAAGAACACCCAGGUGCGAGGAGGGUACGUGUUGCACGUUGGGACGGUGUACGGAACCCUGAAGGUCGGGGACCGCGUCACGCUGCACGUAGACGAGGCGCGUCGCCGUCCCAUCAUGAGUAACCACACGGCCACCCACAUCUUGAACUUUGCCCUCCGCGGGGUCCUGGGGGAGGCGGACCAGCGCGGCUCUCUGGUGGCGCCCGACCGCCUGCGCUUCGACUUCACCGCCAAGGGAGCGCUGAGCACGGGCGAGGUCCGCCGAGCCGAGGAGAUGGCCUGCACCAUGAUCCAGGACGCCAAGCCAGUGUACGCCAUGGACACCCCCCUGGCUGAAGCCAAGGCCAUCCAGGGUCUGAGGGCUGUGUUUGACGAGACCUACCCUGACCCCGUCCGGGUGGUGUCCAUCGGCAUCCCCGUGGAGGACCUGCUGUCGGACCCCAACAGCGCCGCCGGCUCCCUCACCUCCAUCGAGUUCUGCGGAGGAACCCACCUCCGGAACUCCAGCCACGCUGCUCCCUUUGUCAUCGUGUCAGAGGAGGCCAUCGCUAAGGGCAUCAGACGCAUCGUCGCUGUCACCGGAGCGGAGGCCCACAAGGCCCAGAGGAAAGCAGAGGCCCUCAAACAGACCCUGUCUGCCCUGGGGAACACGGUCCACGCCCAGACCGCCCCAAACAAGGACGUACAGAAGGAGAUCGCUGACAUGACUGAGUCCCUAGGCACAGCAGUGAUAUCCCAGUGGCAGAAAGAUGAGAUGAGGGAGGCUCUGAAAGGCCUGAAGAAGGUUAUGGAUGACCUGGACCGUGCCAGCAAGGCAGACGUCCAGAAGAGGGUUCUGGAAAAGACAAAGGAGAUGAUUGACAGCAACCCAAAUCAGCCUCUGGUUGUCAUGGAGAUGGAGAGUGGAGCGUCUGCCAAGGCCCUAAAUGAGUCUCUGAAGCUGCUGAAGACCAACUCCCCCCAGACCGCUGCCAUGCUCUUCACGGUCGACCCCGACGCCGGCAAGAUCAUCUGCCUGUGUCAGGUGCCUCAGGAGGUGGCUAGCCGGGGCCUGAAGGCCAGCGCGUGGGUCCAGGAGCUCUGCCCCCUGAUGGACGGGAAGGGAGGAGGCAAAGACAUGUCUGCUCAGGCCACCGGCAGGAACACACACUGCCUGCAGGAGGCGCUGCAACUAGCCAACCAGUUUGCUCGCCUCAAACUGGGCGAGAACUAAACCAAGAAAGAAGAGGUGGAAGGGGGGGGGGGGGGGGGGUGAAGAGGGGUCUCAAAGGCCCUGCUGGAGGGUUUUAAAUGUGCAUCCUGUCUGAUCUUCCGAAGGGUCGUCCCUGUUCUGACGUGACUUGGUUGGAAAGACACACACGGGUGUCCAGCUGCUGGUGUCCCCCUUGUGCUGUCAGAUCUGGCAUGAGAAGAGUUGUGAUGGGAGAAAUGGAGGAACCAAGGCAGGGUGGAAAGAUGCAUUAAAGUGUUCUGUGAGAGCUUGAAAGACCCCCCCCUAGCUCCCCAUAAACCUCCCUGUCCUGAUCUGUGGAUGUUUCAGACAGGAGCAUUCACUCAUCCCAUUGUUUAGAAAGGGAACCUGCCUAGGAAGGGGGUGUGCAUGCAGGAGAGGGACAAGGUAUACUGUUCCUAAUCAAUACCCUCGACCACCAUAGACUCAACAUUAUUUGAUUCUUCUUGUAGAAAAAAUUGAAAUAAUCGACAUUCUUCCCGGGGAGAUGUUGUUAUUGAAUUCAGCGGAAUAGCCUAAAGCACACGGGGAGAGGCAGGGCCAAUCUCUGACUAAUAACUUCUUUUGGCUCCUGAAUAAAUGACACGUUUUAAAUGAUGCAUCCACACACGGUUUCCUCCCUGAACUCUGCCUCUGUAAAAAGAACGUCCUCUUCUCUUAAAUGACUCUCUCUGUCCAAAAUGUUCAUUUGUGGGCUGGUGUCUUGUCCUGGCUUCUUUGAGCCACUGUCGUUUAGCCUUUUCUAAGUGAAGUCAGAAAAGUGACUAGCCCAGACCUAACAUUGGAAGAUGCUUUUUUGAUUAAGUGUUAGAAUCUGGCCCAUAACUCGAUCACAAAAGCACCUUGCAAUAAUCCUUUUUGUCUGUUAGAGCUGUACGUGUGUCAGCAUCAGAGCCACUAUCUUACCAUCAUCUCACUGUCUUGUCAGAUUAGUAGUCUCUUUCAUAAAUAAUGUCAUAGGAUUCAUUUAGUGAUUCAAGUAACAACCUAAUAUUGUCCACCUGUUCUGUAACAUUGACAUGUAUGGGCUAUUGCAGUAUACUGCUCUAUAAUAUGUCACUGAUGCUAGUUCUGAUCUGAUGAAACCUAUUAUGUGAAAUAAAAACUACAGGUGAUGCCUGAA